UAAAUUUGGUAAAUAUUUCACUAGGGUUUUGGUGCUUUAGCUCGUACUGUACGAUAUAAAAACUGCUGCUUCCACUUUUGAGAGCGUCACAAACUUUGGCUUCUCAACGCGGCAGCUGCGCCCUUCACCAGACGAAAAUGCCUAAGCAAAUCCAUGAGAUCAAGGACUUCCUUCUAACUGCCAGAAGGAAGGAUGCACGUUCAGUGAAAAUCAAGAGGAGCAAAGAUGUUGUGAAGUUCAAGGUUCGUUGCUCCAAGUACCUCUACACACUCUGUGUGUUUGAUUCGGAGAAGGCUGAUAAGUUGAAGCAAUCCCUUCCUCCAGGUUUGAGUGUGCAAGACCUGUGAAUCAUCAAUGCUGGGACAGUCUUUUUUUGAGUUGUACCUCUAGAUAUCUGUUUUUCUUUCAAAAGAAUCUUGCUUGGCAAUGGCUUUGUGUUAUUGUAUUCAAACAUUUAGGCAGUUGUGAUGUUAUUUGAUGAGCUUGAAGCAUGUAGACCUGGUUAUUCUGUGUUACUAUGAUUGGUCAGUUUUGCUUA
Rhododendron vialii is the source of this 538-nucleotide messenger RNA. Its product is annotated as large ribosomal subunit protein eL38z/eL38y. Gene Ontology annotation, molecular function: structural constituent of ribosome. Gene Ontology annotation, biological process: translation; protein-RNA complex assembly. The transcript has 3 exons. Lineage: Eukaryota; Viridiplantae; Streptophyta; Magnoliopsida; Ericales; Ericaceae. The record is from RefSeq and is a predicted model, not a curated record. Gene Ontology annotation, cellular component: cytosolic large ribosomal subunit; ribosome. Bases 138 to 347 code for a protein of 69 amino acids.